Drosophila subobscura is the source of this 9337-nucleotide messenger RNA. It is a transcript of the gene dtn, whose product is annotated as transmembrane protein 132E. The transcript has 13 exons. NCBI's taxonomy places the organism in Eukaryota, Metazoa, Arthropoda, Insecta, Diptera, Drosophilidae. The record is from RefSeq and is a predicted model, not a curated record. The coding region runs from base 893 to 5020 and encodes 1375 amino acids.
UCGAUAUUUCCGCGGUCACACUGGUGUUUGGAAAUGUUCGAUAUUUGUGUUAAAAAAUAAAACCCAACUAAGAAAAACCAUGUAUGAAAGCGUUAAUUGAACAGUGCUAAAGCCAGUGACUGCAUGCAUCUCGACGCGUAAACGAUCCCAAAAAGUGCAUAGGUGCCUGCUAAGGCCAACACACACACACUUUGUGCUCCUAUGCAGCUCCACAAGAAGGAAACCAAAGAUUUCCGUGCUAUGAAGAUGUGUCUAUACUACAGAGUAACUGUGUAAAGUGGUGUGCGUGAGUGCGUGAGAGUUCUUGAGCGUAGGUGUGUAGGCAGUGGGUGUGUUGGUGCGUGUGUGUGUGAGCGACCCAGCCAGGCUACUAUGGCAGUGCGGGCAUCUGCGUGUGUGUGUGUGUAGCACACUGAAAGAAUCAAUAAAGGAUGUGCUGUGGAUUUCAUUGCUGGCAGAGCGAAAAAGGACAAAACAACGGCCGAAUAGUGGUAGUAGGGACAACAACGAAAAGUGUUCGAUAAUUGGCAAGAACAGCCCCUCCCAUCCCCCCUUUGUCCGGGAGUAGAAUAUACCAAAAAGAAAUAAAAGAAACGAAACAUUUUUUUCUCCACCAAUCAACACUUGUAACGGAAAUACAAAAAAACGAACAAAAAAAAAACAAUUGUGAAUGGCCGUAGGGGCUGUGGCGUGGUAGAAAAAUCAAAUAAAAUAUAUCCCUAAACGUUUCGAGUACCGACCGAUCGACCGGGUGUAUACUAAACACAAAUAACAGUACUCACAUUGCAAGUAACGGUAUCUAUCGGUGACGGGGGAAAAUCAAUUGGAAAUUGAAAGCUGAAAAUUGUAAAUUGAAAUAAGAGGCCGCCUUCUGCCUCAUUCCAUCAUCAUCAUGAAGUUCUGCCUGGUGAUAACGAUGCUGGUGUCCAUUGCAUACUCCGUGGAGGUGCACUUUGAGGCACCGGACAGUGGAUUCUUCCUGAAGCAUGCCCGCCAACCACCUGUGACGCCGGAAAUAGCCAACAUACAGCAGACAUCGUCAUCGCCGCCAUUGAAGGCGCGCUCCUCCUACGAUUCGGUGCUCUCGCUGGAUCGCUUCACGGUGGUGGAGACCACACAGCCGGUGUCCAUACGCGCCAGCUAUGGUCCAUUCUCCACCAAGCAGACAGUGCCAGCUCGCUACAUUGUGCCGGACACAAUGGACAACAACAACAAUCAGAAUGGCAACAACAACCAGGGAGGAGGAGACUACAUGAACAACUCCACCGCCACGCUGCUGGAGCUGCAGCAGCCGAAUAUGCAUCUGGAUAUCUCGGCACAUUUGGUCAGGGCGAGCGUGUCGCAGGAUUCGCCCGUGCUGCGUGUCCUCUUCCAUGCUGGCGCCGAUCCCGGCGGUCAUCUGCAGCGUCAGAAGGUGUGCGUUCUGCUGCAUGUGGCCAUGGGCGCGGAGCAGCCGCUGAAGGGUCGUUGCAUGCCCGAGGGCGAGGAUGGGGUGUGUGUGGCCGAGGUGGUGGUGCCCCUCAGCUGGUGGCCAGCGAUUCCGGCGCCCCAGCGCAAGGACAACGCCCCAGCACUGCCGCCCAAGGUGCCGCAACGCUAUGCGCAGGUCUCGUACAGCGUCUUUGAGCCACCGCUGCGCAAUCCGGAGCAGUGCGAACCAAAGGUUCAGAUCCAGCCACUGACCACAUUCGCCCAGGUGCCCCUGAUGCCCGCCAAGACGCCGUUCAAGGAGCUGCGCGCCGACGAUUCGGUCACCUUCCUGCUGCCCCAGCAUCCGCUCUAUCCCAUGUCCAAGCUCCAUGUCCCCGUCUUUCUGCACCAGUAUGUGGAUCAGCGGGUGGCCGCCUUCACCGUGCGUGCGCGUGUCAAGGCUGGACUGCGGAUCAUGGGCGCCACCGCCUCCACCGAUCAGUGGAGCGUAUCGAUUGAGAAGGAAAAUCCCAAACACACCACCGCACGGGUCACAGCGUUCCGCAAGGAGCAGGAAUCCAGCAUGGAAUCGGCCAUGGCUGGCAACCUGACCAACGAAUCGUUCGAGGUCUUCUCCUGGCUGCUGGAGGUGGCCGAGGACACCAACGACAUUGUGGAUGGCGGCAAGAUCGUGUGGUCUGUCACCCAUGUCUAUGACACGCCCAAGGACAAGGACUCCAGCGAACUGAUUGCCACAGACGACACAAAGAAGCGGCUGAUUGCCAAGCUCGAGAUCAACAAGGAUGACAUUCAGGCAGUGCUGCCAAUGGCCAAGAUCUGGGAGGUGAUGAACACGGCCGUUCUGACCGGACGCCAAGUGGCACAGGCCAUGAAGGUUUUCAUAGUCUCCCAAGCGGGCAAGGUGGCCGAUGUGACGCUCCAGAGUUCCUGUCAUGCGGAGGACGAAAGUGUGAUUAAGGUUUCCUCCUCCUGCAGCUCGGUCUAUGUGGAUGGCUCGGAGCAGCGCGGCUCCUCGAAUGCCUCGGUUAUUGUCAAAUAUGGCACCUAUGUGGGCAUUGCAAAGUUCAUUGUUUGGAUGCCCGAAUUCCCGCUGGAGGUCUACAUAGCCGACUAUCGCUUAUCGCAGAUCAAGGGCUGGAAAGUGACGGAUGAUAAUCAUUAUCUACACAACAAACAAUCGCGUCGUCGCAAGAAGCGCUCGUAUGUGUGGGGCCAAAGCCAGGGGCAACAUGGCAGCAAUUAUUACAACAAUCUGGGAGCGGACAAGACCAUCUGUCGUGCACGCUAUCAGCAGAGUCCCGUGGAGGUCUAUGCCAAGUUCUUGGCCGUCGAUCAGAACUCGGGACGCACCAGCUACUUCAUCUCGAGGCGAACAGGUCUACGGGUCACGGACCUUGUGCAGCCGCUGCUGCGCGUGGCUGAUCCCAAGAUUGCCUCGCUCAAGGGUCGCAUACUGCAGGGCAAGUCCAUGGGUCGCACCGAUGUGCAGGUUCUAUCGCCCAUCACUGGCCGCGUCAUUGGCACCAAGGAGAUCCGUGUGGGCAGCGACAAGGUGAAUCUCUCAAAGCUGAUUGUGCGCGUGAUUUCGGGACUGCAACUAACUAUCACACCGGACAAUACCAUUGAGAAUGGCUACCUGGCAGAGACCUCUGUGACCCACAAACUGACGGCACAGUAUCAGGAGGGGCUGCUCGACAUCGAUCUGGAGUUCAAUGAUGGCUCCAAGACGCCACUGAGGGACAUUGCUGUGGAGGACUACUUCCUGCUGGUGGAGAGUCUUGAUACUGAGGUGGUGGCCUUUGCCCCCAUGCUGGCCUCCCAUCAUCCGCGCGUGAUUGCUGUGGGCGAGGGCAAUGGCAAUCUGCUGCGCGUCACACUGCUGCUCUCCGAGGAGUGCCGCACGCGCAGAAGCACGCUGGGCACCGGCAAACAGAACAAAUCGAAUGUGGCACCGCUGGCCAGUGCUUUGGCCUCCAUCGAGGUGGACUUUAACAAUGUGGACAUUGUCAGCAAACAGGAGGCCAUACAAAACGAUGGCACUGUGGGCCGUGGCGAGCGCAAGACUUUCCGCCAAACCGCUGGCGAUCUGGCGGACAUUAUUGUUGGAAUACCUUUGCGUGACUCUAGCCAGCAGUAUGAGCCCACGGUACAGGCACGACAACAUCGCGGCAGCAGCAGCAUUCAGGCAUCGCAUAAGAAUCAUUUUAACGGCAAGGGUGGCAUCGGCGGCACUGGCCCCAUGUCCUCCAUGGAGCUGGGCAUGUAUGUCCUGCUGACUGCCUUCUGCUUUGCCAUCAUUGUGUUCGUGAUCUCGUGCGUGGUGUAUGCCUCCAAAUUUCGACCCGCAUUGAUUGAGUCCGGCCUGGAUCCAUUGUCGGUGGGCAAGGGCAAUGGCGGAGCUGGUGGCAUGUCUGGCGGUGGUUUUCGGGAUGUACGCCUCAAGGAGUCCACCACGAAUGCCCAUGACUGGGUCUGGCUGGGACGCUCCACCAUCGAUAGACAGUCGGUGGUGGCCGAAACCAAUACACAUUUGAAUGCACGAGAUUCCCGCAUGCGCAUUACCAGCAAUCCGAUCAUCAACUACGAUAAUGGACGUCGCGUCAGCUCCUUUGAUCAGCAGCCCAAGCUGCAAACGCACAUUGUGCCAGCUUCAAAUUUGAAUAAACAGCAUGCAGAUCACUAUCUGGCCAAUGAGCGUAAGGAACUGCCUGGAGUAGCCCUGGACUAUAAGCCGCCAGUGCCGCCGCAUAGGAAUGUGGGUGCGAGGGCGUGUCUGCCGAUUGUACAGCCAGCAGCAGCAGCAGCAGCUGUUGCUGCAGCUUCAACUCCAGUUCCAUUAAAGGAGGUGGCCAAUAAGCGUCAUAGUCAGCUCUAUAAACGGGAGCACUUGCAGAGCAACAACAUUCUCAUCAACAAUAAUAACAACAAUAACAACAACAGCAGCAGCAGCAGCAGCAAUAGCGAUAAUAACAACACAAAUCAGCAGCAACAACAGUCGAAACAACAGCCACUGGAACGUCCGCAACAUCAGCGCAGUCAUAGCCAUAGCCAUGGGCACAAUUUUAGCCAGGAGCCAGCUGGUGCCAUCAUCAAGGCGGCACACAAUAAAAUCAAGCAACAGCAGCAGCAGCAACUGCAGCAGCACCAGCAGGAGCUGCACAACGCUGAGAAGCUGGUGGAGUACACAAAUCCACAUCAGAAGAAUGCAUUUCAAUUCGAUUCGCUGACACCAAAGAGAGUAACCAAAGCAGCAGCAGCAGCAGCAGCCAUGUCCACAGCCAUACAAAAAGCCAAGGAGAACCACAGCAUGGUGAGCAGCACUGGGGAUGCGGCCAAUUCGAAUGGCAGCGAUGAGAUAAUGCGGCUGCCAUCGACUGCCAGUGGCAGUGCCAACAGUCAUGUGCCCGUGCCGGUGCCCACAACAAAAUCAUCGCGCGUUAAGCGUGCCACCGUUGUGGGUAAUCCGAUGUUCUCGGCCACCGUCGAUGAUACCGAGACACCCGGUGAGCGUCUCGGUUUGGAUGAUCUCGAUAUGGAUUACGAACAGAUCAUGCAUUACUUUGAUAAUUUAAAGGAAUCAAAUGCCUGAGUGCAAGAGAUCAUUGCUAAAAUUCGCGAAAUAUUGUCAACGUUCCAUCAGCAAUAUCAGAAUGUGGCCACGCCCAUGACAACGCCUACGCGCAAACAGAUGCAAAUGCUCGAUGAGCUGGUAGCCGCAACAACAACAACAACAACAAGCAGCACAAUCUCAUCAUCAUCAUCAUUGCCCCAGGAGGAGGGUGUGAAGAUCGAUGUUGGUAAUGUUGAUGCUGAAGCUGAAGCUGUGGCAAAUACAGCCUUCGAUGCCUACGAUGGAGCACUGAAUAUCGAGAGCAGGCAGUUCUAGGGACAAAGCAAACCCAAACACAGAAACACACAAAAAAACGGCAUCUGAACGCAAUUCUAGCAAUAACCUUUUCUUAAUGGAGCAACCACACAAUCCCUCUCCACACCCAAGGCUAAAUGGCGCUUAAGCAAAUGCUGAAAUAUGAAUCAAGGAGCAGCAUGGAAAGCAACGGAAUAGGAGGAGGAGUGCGAGGAGUGCGAGGAGGAGGAGUAGGAGCAGUGCAAGCAACACAACAAAAACAAAAACCCAUAUUUAUUGCUAGGCUAAGUUCAUAUUUAAAGCAUAUAUAGCUAUAUACUAUAUGUAUAUUUAAUGUGGGAGAUACGAAUCCCAAAUGUAUCUCGAGGAGCGCGUGCUUGACACAAUCGGAAUACACACAGACACACACACACAUGCAGCAUAACCCUCAACCUCCCAACCUCGCUCCCCACGUAUAUAUACACACACGAUGUAGUUAAGGAUCAGCCAUCAAAAGCAUAGCUUAAUCCAAAAACAAAACGAAAUGCCAUUUUUUCACUCUGCUUCAGCAUCUAGAUAAUUGCCAUAUCCAUUCGCUGCUUUAGUUUUCACACACAAACACACACACACACCACACCACACUCACACUCACAAAUCACACGAUCUCUCGGUACACCGAUCAUUAUAUACAUACCGAUUGCAUAUCCUACAAAUUGUAAUACUUCUCUCGUCGAAUCAUCAUAAAAGAAAGUCUCUCUCUUUAGUGUGUGUGCCAUAAGAUAGAAAGGGAAAGAGAGCUAUAAUAUAAUGACAGAGAGAGAGAGAGAACAAAUAAGAGAAGUUUUCACAAAAUGUGCCGGGCACCGCUCCCAAAAGUCGCUAGAACUUAAAAACUGAAUAAUAUAUAUAUAUAUAUAUAUAUGUACACGAUAAAUAUAUGAAUAUAUAUUUAUGAUUAUAUUAAAAUGCGCGCUAACACAAAACACACACACACACACACACACACACACACACACACACACACACACAACAACUAAAAGCAAACUUAAAGAAAAAGCUACAAUAGAAAAACUGGACAAGCAGUAGCCGUGUCACGGAACGGUGUUAGGAAAACAUAAAACCCAUUGCUUUAUCACGUUAAAAGAAUACCAAUCAUAAAUCUUAAAAUCGAAAUCGCAAAACAAAAAUUAACACACACAAACAACAAACAAAUGGAUAUAUAGACGCUUAUGAGCUUUAUUUGAUCGAUUCAAUGCAUUGAGAAGAAAGUAAACGAAAUGAACGGAACGUAAUGUAACAAAUAAAAAAACAUAUGGAUGAGGGAAAUAUGUAACCAAAUAUUAUAUGAUAUUACUGAGCGAUCCAAGCUUUAUCUAACAAAUUUACCAAUAUUUAGAGCAUACGAGAAAAUAUUUAUUAUUAUGAUUAUAAUUAUUAUUCUAUUAUUAUUGCCAUUAUUAUGAUUACGAUUACGACUACGAUUAUUGUAUUUAUUAUCAAGUGCAAAAUUCAAACAAAACAACUGAAGGAACCCCCUCCCUAAACAAUAUUUUGAAUAGCAAAAUUACACACACACAAUGUGCAUGUGCAUAAUCGCGAAUAUGUAUACUAAACAAUAUAUAUAUAUAGAUAUAGAUACAUAUAUAUUCAUUCACGCGCUCUCUUCAAUACGUACGCAUACGUGUAUAUCUUUGUAUCUAUGUGUAAAACUGCAUCCUAUCUAUUCGUUUAUUCACGUCCGACCUCAACACCGCUAACUUCUAGAUGUAUACGGAUAUACAUGCAUAUAUCAUAGCACACGCAAGAGCUACUUCAUUCCAUUAGCAAAUCAUAAAUCAUAGACAUAAUCUAUUCUAGUAUUCGUAUCUCUAGUUUUUUUCUAGUUUGUCUGUCUGUCAAUUGUCUUCUGCUUUAUAAGUCUGUUCAAUUUCGUUUGUAAGAUCUGUUUACAUAUGUUCUACAACUACUUAUAUUUCUAUAUAGAGUAUACAUACAUAAAUAUUUAUGAAAUGCAUGUUCACAGUGUCACGUCUUUAGUUUAUAGUUUAGAGGCCAUCUAAGUAUUACGCUCUUGUGUUCCACACACACAAACACACACACCACACAUCAUUGUUUCAUAAUCAUAUGUUGUAAAUUGUUCCGUCCAAAAAACAAAAACAAAAAACAAAGCUGAAAUGAAAUGAUAAAUGGGAUAAAGAAAACCCAAACCAAAAGCAAAAGCAAACAAUUGUAAGACAAGCGAAAGCAAAAGUGUAACAAAAUGAAAUUUAAGCAAUUUAUCUGAUUUGUUGUAAUGCAAAAGCACACGCGAACACAAAGAGCAAGCAAACACAGACACACACACACAAACAUAAAUUAUUUAUAACCAAUUUGGACACUUAUUGCACUUAAUGUACAGAUAAUACUGGGCAAUGUGCAGUGCGUUUUGACAGCAAUAAGGCAACAAAAGUUGAAAUUGAAGUGAAAUUGAUUGAUCUUGAAUGUUGUCUGUAAAAUCAGCAGAAGAUUCUUUAAAAAAGUUUGCCAUAAAAGAACAAUUUUUAAUAAUAAUUGCAGCAUUUUCCUAUAAUCGAUAACCAUCCAAAGUGGUCCGAUAAUGCCAUAUAUCCUAGUGAUUCUCCGCUUUUAGCAUCAAAACGCACUGCAACAGCCAAAAACUGUAUUCUCAGUUGUUCUCUAUCAAUCGAAAUGACUGAAAAAUAACUCCCCCGACACACAUAAAAAUCGAAUUGAUUUUAAAUUGUAAUAUCAUUAGCAUAUAGAAAUUAGUUUCAAUUGUUUUUUGACCCCAAAUUUAAUUGUAUGACUGGAUUUGCUCCAGUUCCUGCACAUGGUCCUAGUCCUAGUCCUAGUCCUAGUCCUGCUCCUAAUACACCCAGACUACCCAGACACUCUCCCAGUCGAGCUGCACUACUGCCAUCAUUGGGCAUCAUUUAUAUUGGGUGAACGUGAGACAUUUAGGCAUAUUGAAGCUUCCAGCAUUUACCAGUGCCAUAUAUACAGAUAUAUAUAUAUAUGUAUACAGAAUACAGUUACAGAUUACACACACACACACAUGUACAGUGAAGUCAAUCAAUGGGAACGCAAUCGAAAAGUUGUGGCAUGCCCCGAGCUUAGCACAAGCCUCCAGUUACGAGUAGAACUGCUUGUUAGAAGAACCUCCCUCCAAAAAGUUAGUCUUAGUACACAAACACAAACAAACACACAUCUCUAGUAAAAUUUCACAAAAUUAAAGCCAUAGAAAUAGAGAGAGAGAGAGAGAGAGAGAGAGAGAGUAGGGAUAGGAUAGGAGAUGGGAGAGGCUAGGAAACACAACACAUCUCGACACGACACGACAACAACUUUAUAUCUAGACAAAUGCUUGGCUUCGAUUCGCUAUUUGGCGGAUCUGUUUAUAUCUAUGUAUAACCAUAACCGUAUCUAUGUAUAUCGUAUCUAUAUGUUUGACGAUUCCAAUGCAAAGACUUUUAAUAUAUGUAUCUACCGUUUUUAUUUGAUUUUUUUUGUAUCUGUAUACAGCAUAUGGUACCUAUACGAUGACAGUACAUUUAUAUAGUAGUAAAGAUAACUAUCUAUAGUAUAUUAUGAUUAUUAUUAUAUUGUUUAGUAAGACACACCAGAUGUUAGAUGAUGAAUGGAUGGAUGGAUGCUGUUCUCUAGUCAUUUUUGAAGGCGUUUAAUUCGUUUUUGGCCACACCACCAGACACACUACACACACUCACAACACACAACCACACUGAUAGUUUUAUAUUUAUAUAUAUAUAGUCACAAAUCAGCUUUUAACCACACCCUUCCCUAACCACCCCACACCCCCAAGUUCCCGCAAAGCCUAGACUGUAUUGUAUUUUGUAUUUAUUAUCCAAAUGCACACUGAAAACAUGAAACAUUAGAAAUAUAUGUACUACAAUUACAAUUACAACUAUGUAAAACGAAACGAAACUUCUGUUCUUCGCUGUUUUUUUUCUUUAAUUUUUUUAAUCGUGGAAAAAAUCACUACAUUAUAUAGUUAAUAAUAUAUUAUAUGGCAUCCAGGCGCCGGCUAAGUGUAAUGCAAAAUAAAUU